Carassius carassius (crucian carp) is the source of this 255-nucleotide messenger RNA. RefSeq names its product parvalbumin beta-like. The coding region runs from base 1 to 255 and encodes 84 amino acids. Gene Ontology annotation, molecular function: calcium ion binding. The transcript has 4 exons. Gene Ontology annotation, cellular component: nucleus; cytoplasm. NCBI's taxonomy places the organism in Eukaryota, Metazoa, Chordata, Actinopteri, Cypriniformes, Cyprinidae. The record is from RefSeq and is a predicted model, not a curated record.
AUGGCUAGCUGUACGUUCUUUGAACAAGUGGGGCUGAUAGGUAAAGCUACUUCAGAAGGGGAGAAGGUGUUCAAGGCCCUGGACCAGGACAGGAGUGGAUUUAUUAAAAAAGAGGAGCUGAAAUGCUUCCUCCAGAACUUCUGCUCAAAGGCCAGAGAGCUCACGGAGGCCGAGACCAACUCUCUCUUGGGAGCUGGGGACAGUGAUGGAGACUGCAAAAUUGGGAUGGGAGAAUUCUGCGCCUUGCUGAGAUGA